This is a messenger RNA of Equus quagga, 6429 nucleotides long. It is a transcript of the gene EXTL3, whose product is annotated as exostosin like glycosyltransferase 3. Lineage: Eukaryota; Metazoa; Chordata; Mammalia; Perissodactyla; Equidae. Gene Ontology annotation, molecular function: glycosyltransferase activity. Bases 698 to 3457 code for a protein of 919 amino acids. The record is from RefSeq and is a predicted model, not a curated record. Gene Ontology annotation, cellular component: membrane. The transcript is spliced from 7 exons.
GGCGAGAGCGGCGCUCGGGGAGCCGGGGUUCGCGCAGGCGGCAGCGGCUCGUCCCUGAGCUGGAAGCUGGUAGGACUGCUGGCGGCGGCGGGAGCCCCGAGCAGCCGGCGCGGCGGCCCGGAAGGCGCUCGCGGAGAGCAAGCCCCGAAGUUCACUGUUUCAAGAAAUCGUGUAAUGCUACAUUAAUCAGAGAAAGGAAGGAUCCUGAAACUUACGGCCUGAUUGUUGGCAAUGACAUCGUUAAGAGGCUGGCACUCAUUUGUGUUCUAAAUAGCUACUUUAGAACUGUGAAUAGUAACUAUGCAUAUUUGUUGGUCAGCAAAACCAAGGAACAAGAGCUAUGGCAGUUGAAAAAGUCUGUCUAAUUCCAGGGUAUUUUUCCUGGGUGUCAUCAUCAGGGACCUCUUCCCUUUCAUCUCAUCAACAGUGUGGUACCUUUUAUCGUUUAAUAAAGAUUAAGGAUGUGUUCUUCGGUCAACAACCAGAACUCAAAAUCUGCUGGAAUAGAGUCAGAGACCAUUUCAAUUACAGCUGAGGAAAAUGAAAUUUCCAUUCUAUUUGGUGCCUUGUGCAGGGAGCACACUGACUCUUACGGAAACUUCUGAGUGAAAAGAGAUUGAGUUUUGUCUAAUUGAAACUCAUGGUUAUGGCGAGUGACCCAACGUGAUCAGAGGGGGCAAGAGCCACAAAGGAACUCAUGACGGGCUAUACCAUGUUGCGGAAUGGGGGAGUGGGGAAUGGAGGUCAAACCUGUAUGUUACGGUGGUCCAACCGUAUCCGACUCACGUGGCUCAGUUUUACACUCUUCAUCAUUCUGGUUUUCUUCCCCCUCAUUGCUCACUAUUAUCUCACCACUCUGGAUGAGGCUGAUGAGGCAGGCAAGCGGAUUUUUGGCCCACGGGCUGGUAAUGAGCUAUGCGAAGUAAAGCACGUGCUGGAUCUUUGCCGAAUCCGUGAGUCUGUAAGUGAAGAGCUCUUGCAGCUGGAAGCCAAGCGGCAAGAGCUCAACAGUGAAAUUGCCAAGCUGAAUCUGAAGAUCGAAGCCUGUAAGAAGAGUAUUGAGAAUGCCAAGCAGGACCUGCUUCAGCUUAAGAAUGUCAUUAGCCAGACUGAGCAUUCUUACAAAGAGCUGAUGGCCCAAAAUCAGCCCAAACUUUCUCUGCCCAUCCGAUUGCUCCCAGAGAAGGAUGAUGCUGGCCUUCCUCCCCCAAAGGUCCUGCGGGGUUGCCGGCUGCACAAUUGUUUUGAUUAUUCUCGUUGCCCUCUCACCUCUGGUUUUCCAGUCUAUGUUUAUGACAGUGACCAGUUUGCCUUUGGCAGCUACCUGGAUCCCUUGGUCAAGCAAGCUUUUCAGGCUACAGCACGAGCCAACGUUUAUGUUACAGAAAAUGCAGACAUUGCCUGCCUUUAUGUGAUAUUAGUGGGAGAAAUGCAGGAGCCAGUAGUGCUGCGGCCUGCUGAACUUGAGAAGCAGUUGUAUUCUCUACCAUAUUGGCGGACAGAUGGACACAACCAUGUUAUCAUUAAUCUGUCACGGAAGUCAGAUACACAGAAUUUACUAUAUAAUGUCAGCACAGGCCGUGCCAUGGUGGCCCAGUCCACUUUCUAUGCUGCCCAGUACAGACCUGGCUUUGACUUGGUAGUAUCGCCACUAGUCCAUGCCAUGUCCGAGCCCAACUUCAUGGAAAUCCCACCACAGGUGCCAGUUAAGCGGAAAUAUCUCUUCACCUUUCAGGGUGAGAAGAUUGAAUCACUGAGAUCCAGCCUUCAGGAGGCCCGCUCCUUUGAAGAAGAAAUGGAGGGUGACCCUCCAGCUGACUAUGACGAUCGUAUCAUUGCUACCCUAAAGGCUGUACAAGAUAGCAAGCUAGAUCAGGUCCUGGUAGAAUUUACCUGCAAAAACCAGCCAAAACCCAGUCUGCCUACUGAGUGGGCACUGUGUGGGGAGCGGGAGGACCGCUUAGAAUUACUGAAGCUUUCUACCUUUGCCCUCAUUAUCACUCCUGGGGACCCUCACUUGGUUAUUUCAUCUGGGUGUGCAACACGGCUCUUUGAAGCCUUGGAAGUUGGUGCUGUCCCAGUUGUGCUGGGGGAGCAAGUACAGCUUCCUUACCAGGACAUGCUGCAGUGGAAUGAGGCAGCCUUGGUGGUGCCCAAGCCACGUGUUACAGAGGUUCACUUCCUGUUACGAAGUCUCUCAGAUAGUGACCUACUGGCUAUGAGGCGGCAAGGCCGAUUUCUCUGGGAGACUUACUUCUCGACUGCUGACAGUAUUUUUAAUACUGUGCUGGCUAUGAUUAGGACUCGCAUACAGAUCCCAGCCGCUCCCAUCCGGGAAGAGGCAGCAGCUGAGAUCCCCCAUCGUUCAGGCAAGGCGGCUGGAACUGAUCCCAACAUGGCUGACAAUGGGGACCUGGACCUGGGGCCAGUAGAAACGGAGCCACCUUAUGCCUCACCAAAAUACCUCCGCAACUUUACUUUGACUGUCACUGACUUUUACCGCAGCUGGAACUCUGCUCCAGGGCCUUUCCAUCUUUUCCCCCACACACCCUUUGACCCUGUGUUGCCCUCAGAGGCCAAAUUCUUGGGUUCAGGGACUGGAUUUCGGCCUAUUGGUGGUGGAGCUGGGGGUUCUGGCAAGGAGUUUCAGGCAGCACUUGGAGGCAAUGUUCCACGAGAACAGUUCACAGUAGUGAUGUUGACUUAUGAGCGGGAGGAAGUGCUUAUGAACUCUUUAGAGAGAUUGAAUGGCCUCCCUUACCUGAAUAAGGUGGUGGUGGUGUGGAAUUCUCCCAAGCUACCAUCAGAGGACCUUCUGUGGCCUGACAUUGGCGUCCCCAUCAUGGUGGUCCGUACUGAAAAGAACAGUUUGAACAAUCGAUUCUUACCCUGGAAUGAAAUUGAGACAGAGGCCAUCCUGUCUAUUGAUGAUGAUGCUCACCUCCGCCAUGAUGAAAUCAUGUUUGGGUUUCGGGUGUGGAGAGAAGCACGGGACCGCAUUGUGGGUUUCCCUGGCCGUUACCAUGCAUGGGACAUCCCUCAUCAGUCCUGGCUCUACAACUCCAACUACUCCUGUGAGCUGUCCAUGGUGCUGACAGGUGCUGCCUUCUUUCACAAGUAUUAUGCCUACCUGUAUUCUUACGUGAUGCCCCAGGCCAUCCGGGAUAUGGUGGAUGAAUACAUCAACUGUGAGGACAUUGCCAUGAACUUCCUUGUCUCCCACAUCACUCGGAAACCCCCCAUCAAGGUGACCUCACGGUGGACUUUCCGAUGCCCAGGAUGCCCUCAGGCCCUGUCACAUGAUGAUUCCCACUUUCACGAGCGGCACAAAUGUAUCAACUUUUUUGUCAAGGUGUAUGGCUAUAUGCCCCUACUGUACACCCAAUUCAGGGUGGACUCUGUGCUCUUCAAGACCCGCCUGCCCCACGACAAGACCAAGUGCUUCAAGUUCAUCUAGGGGCAUUCCAGUUUGUGGGGAGAGGAUGAGCAGAAUGAGGGAGAUGGAUCCUAAGGUUCCUAGACAUUGAAGGACCUCAGGGACAUUUGCUGGGUGGGCAGCCCAGACCCUCUGCUGGGAGAAGUGGCAGGAAGAGUGAAAAGGAAAUAGCUGCCUCUCUCUUGAAGUCAGCCACACUGGGCCUGGAACCCUGGUUGGAGGACACCAGGGUUCCCUACACAGGGCACUGACUGAUAGCUUACACUGAGGACCAUGGGGACUCUGGAGAGUCACUCACGCAGUUCAUAAGCCCAGGACAGCUGGUUUGUGGUUUUUAAAUUCAGUAAGAACUAUUGUUAUUUAAAAAGAUAAAGUUUCAGAUUUGCCAUGCAAGGCUUAUUUAUAUAUAUGUGUGUAUAUAUAUAUAUAUAUAUGUAUAUAUAUAUAUAUAUACACACACACACACUCACAUACGUAUACAUAUAUAUAUAUAUAUAUAUAUUUCGGGAGGGAGUUUGAAAUUUCUGUCUGUCUCACAAAGUGAGGGACGCGCCAAGGCUCCUGGUGUUCUGUAUUUUGGUAGAGAUGGAUCCUGGCCUUAGGGUAUCUGGCUCAUCCUUGAAGAUCAUCUCCGUUCUCCCCAGGGGCAUCUGUGUGCAGAAACAAAAAGGGCCCGGCUUGGCUCUCUUGUGGGGCCUUCGACGAGAUAAGACCUGUUGGUUUGUUCCUUCCCACUUCCUGUUGCCAACCAGCCAUCUGUAACUCAUGUUCCCCUCUCACUUGAGUCCCGGGGGAGGACUGCACCUUUGGGAACAGCCAAGCUUGCCUGUGCUGGAUGUGGUGGUUUGUGAGCCCUCCUCAUCAGAUCAUGCUGUCCCAGUACUUGACCCUGCUCUUCUGUUCUCUCCCGUUUGAAAGAGGAAUGAGGAAGGAACGAGACCUGAGGACAGCACUCCCUUACGGCUUUUUGUCCAGCCCUCCUUUUGAAAAACAUGUGCUUUGGCUUCAGGUUUUCCUGAAGCUUCUUUGUUGUAUAAGAGAACAGAAAACUGUCAGGCUCCACUUCCAGGUGUGGUCUGCAGUGGUUUGCAGGUUGGCCUGCUCUCUGGCCUAGAACGAGCAAGCAUCCUGUGUGGAUCCCCACCCGGCUGGCCGGGAAGUCUUACCGCAAGGCACCUGCCUUGGGAUAAAUACUUUGGUGAAAUUCACCUUCCCCUCCACCUUAGUCUGAACCUGCAUCCUGUGUUACCUAUAGUUUUUGGAUCCCUAAUGCCAGGUUGGUUCCAGGACGCCCUGAGGCUUGGUAUGUGCCAGAACAAUGGGAGAAUAUGAUUUGUUAAGUUCACAUCUAGCCUGAAAUUUAACAGGCAUUCACACUCUACGUUACCACUUUCCUCUUCUGGUUUAAAUUUCUAUUGCCUGGGCUAAAAAGGAAAUAGGCUCAUUUUUCUUGGUGGAGGUGGCAGUAGGGGAGCUGAAGAGGGUGUUAGUGGCGUUUGGCAGGGAUUUAGCCCAUGACUUCUACCAUUUUUCUGGACCCCACUUUCUUCCAGUGAGGUUGGCUAUAGGUGGUUUCCCACAUCUGAACAAAUGCUCAGGUCUGUGCUGGUCAUGCACACGCCUUAAGCGAGUUCUGUCCUCCCCAGACCUUGACAUCCUGUGCUUCUAUUUCUUGGGGGCACGUUCUUCUCUGACCUGCCUGUACCAACUGGGUUCUCAGCAAGUAUCAUUUUGAAGCCAGGCUCUGUCCUGGAGAUACCACCCGACUGUGGGGCUGGCUUGACCUGCGGGACUGCUCUGCAUCAGCAGGCAGGAGCAGUGCUGCUCCUACGACUCGUGUCGUGCAGAGGGUCCCACUGGCAUCUUCUUGUAGCCCUCCUGCUGAGGCAGCUACCUAGGAAAUUGAGUUAUACGUUUCAGUAACCCAGCAAAGGGGUGCAGACUCCCUGCAUCCUAACUUUCUUACCCUCUUUUCUUGUCUCCUGACCUUAUUCUUUUUAGCAGUAGCCUUCUUCCCUCUGGGGAGCCAAAGAGUGUGGUGUUUUGAGCUAUAUAUGUGGCUGCUAUUUUUAUCUUGUUUAUUUUAAUGUGAGGAACUCGUAAGCUGACUUUCAGUGGGACCUGGUGAGAAAGGAGCAGUCUGUUAGGACCCCCUUUAGUGGAGCCAGGUGGUUGGGUCCCUGAGUGCUGUGCUAGAUCCAGGAGUGCUGAACGGUCUGAGGUGAUGGGUACCAUCCAAGUGUACGGCAGGGAGGGUUAUGACCUCAGAGCUUUAAACAAGGAGAGCGCUGUGUGGACCGGAACCAGACACGAACUCAAAGGACCCCACGCAGCAGGCUGGGGGGCAGGCACACUGGCCACCAGUGGCUUAAAGGAUGGUCUUCUUGCCUGUUGCUUGGUUAGGCGCUCCUGGAGAUGGCUGCUGCUUUCUGCAAGGUGGCGUAGGGAGAGGCCCAGCUCUGUGCUUAACGUGUCUCUGUGUUGAUCAGUCGCCUUGGGAAUCCCAGAUGUCCUCUCUCCCACCUACCUGUGACUCGCCUGGAACGGGAGGACAGCUCUGCAGCCCCCCGUGGGUUUCCUUGGCUGUCCACAGUAACGCCUUGUUGCCUGGUCUUGCUCCCAGGGCCCAGGACUUCCUUGUUCUCCUCUAGCCAGUUUGCUCUUCACCGUGAGGGGCAUCCGCCUCGUGAGAGCCUCCCCAAGGUGCUCGGCAGGCCGUCUGGGCGUCUGCGCCCCGGCAGUGCUCUCCGUCUGCUGUGGACUGUGCCUCACGUCGGGGCGCAGGCCGCGGGCCCUGUCUGCGUGGAGCCGGGGAGUCUACAAGGGCUGCCUGCGGUGUGUUCAGGGGGCUCCUGGUUUGAAGUGAGAUUCUGAAGGGGGGCGCUCUUUGAUAUCCAUGCCAUAUCCAUCCGCCCCACCCCUUUACCAGUCAUGAGCACAAUGGUCUUACGUUGGAUUUUUGUAAAAAAAAAUAAAUGGAGACUUUAACUCAA